AUGGCAACCUCAAUUGCAGAAGCUCAAAAUCCACUUGGCAUAGUACAUGUCAAUGGAACCCUGUAUUGCACCAUCAAUGGUGGCUCCAAUGGGCCUGCAACCCCACCUUUUUCUAAUGCUACCGUGCAGCUGGAAUGCGAGCCUGCGAACCUGGUCUUUUCAACGAAUUUUACAACAAAUGCGGCUGGAGGGUACGACGUAAUAGUGAUACCUAGCCAGAAUACAACACUGAACGCAAUAUUGUCUUCUUGCAAACUAGCGGUCGACACACCUCUAUCCGACUGCAAUGCAAACCUGCCAUCAGUUGGACGCCUUGUUUCGACAUUGCAGUUCGUGAAAACAGUUCCUGCUGGCUUUUUCAGGGUCACUUACCUAAUUGCUACAAAUUUUCAGCUCGUCUAA
Messenger RNA from Fraxinus pennsylvanica, 402 nucleotides. The record is from the annotation of a GenBank genome assembly. Lineage: Eukaryota; Viridiplantae; Streptophyta; Magnoliopsida; Lamiales; Oleaceae.